UCAACUCACAAUCGAUACAUUCGGUCGAACUGUGUUCAUCGUUUACACAUUAUAGAGUGUAGUCAGUUUUUGAUAUUUUUUCACUUUCGCGAUUUACAUUAUAAAAUAACGUACAGUAUUUUACCGAAAAGACCUUUUAAAAUGUUUAAAAUGUUAGCGACCGCGAUGUGUUUAACGACUCUGGCAUUAGCCGUCAUCGGGCAAGCGUCGGAUCACGACGACGAGCGCCAAGGCAGAGGAUGGAAUAUGCUAGAAGGAGCCAAACGUUCAUGCGUCGGGAUGAACGGCCGACCAGGAGUUUGUAUGGGCCAAAGCGAGUGCUCGGAAGUUAACGGAAAAUCAGUGGGCAGGUGUUUCCCGUUCGAUUCUUGCUGUUCAAUUACGCCUAAUUCGUGUGGUGGAUUUUCGAGUGCAAGCACGACAUACUUCCAAAACCCAGAGAAAUUCCAAGACGUUUGCUCGUAUAAGAUCAACGUUAGACGAAAUGUAUGCCAGAUAAGAAUCGAUUUCGAGAGGUUUUCACUCGGCCAACCGACCAAAGAGACAUCAGAAUCAGCGUACACAUGUGAACGUGACGAGUUUACAUUAAUUUCGAAUGAUGACACCAAAAUAAACGUACCCGUUUUGUGCGGUGAAAAUUCCGGUCAACACGUGUACGUGCCGGUAAACCAUCAGUCUGACUCGAAAAAUAAUAACAAUAAGCAACAGUUGACGUUAAGAUUCCGGUUGACUACAAGAGAUGAAGACUACACUGACCCAGAACCGUAUUGGAAACUAAAAAUCUCGCAAUUAGAAUGUCAAACGACAUCGACCAACUGGUGGAAGAUUAAAGACAUCGCACGCCAAGUCUGGGAUUGGGAAGAAGAGGAGAGAGACGCCACCAGAUCCAAGUACAGCCUAGCACCGGAAGGUUGUUUACAAUACUUCACUGACAAACAAGGUUCAUUCGAAAGCUUCAACUACAACAAAGGGAUGGGACACUAUUUGGGAAAUUUAAAUUAUGCGACAUGCUUUAGAAGGAACCAAGACACAUGUGGAAUUAAAUACGAGGCGGUGAAAUUCCAAAUAGCAUACAACCAGAAACUGACCGGUUCCACGGACCGGGACUGUGAUACGGCCGGCGAGUCCGAACAGUCGACGGCACAGUCGACGACACAGACGCCGAUGGCGACGGAUAAGACCACACAGGCGUCCGUGGAAACCUCUAAAACGACCACGGGAACCUCUGAAACGACCACCGUCGGAACCAGUACAACGACUGGCAGAACCACUCCAGCGUCGAAUGACGGGUCAAUCGAUGUAACGCCGAGCGGGCGCAGCAGGAAACAGCCAUUCGGACGCGGCGUGCACAACGAUUACCUGCUCAUACCGGACGGCCUUUAUUCGAGCUCGCGAUUUGCGUCAAAAUAUUGUGACAGAUCGCUGGAAAACAUCGAUGACAGCACAGUCAAGACUCAAGGACCCCUAUACGUGGCUUUUGUCAGCGACGAUUACUCGAAUCCUAACGAAGACGUGGAAAAGGGAUACAAGAUCAAUUAUUCAUUGACAAACACUGGGUGUUAAAUAUUAUAAAAUUACAAUUCUAUUUAUUUUAAACACUAACAAAAGUAUUUAAUUAUGCGAUUUUUAUAAUACUAUAAUAUAUAUUUAUUUAUUCGAAAACGAA
Molecule: messenger RNA, 1666 nt
Organism: Aphis gossypii (cotton aphid)
Lineage: Eukaryota; Metazoa; Arthropoda; Insecta; Hemiptera; Aphididae
Exons: 8
Coding region: 142-1563 (473 amino acids)
Source: RefSeq, a predicted model, not a curated record